AUGAAAAAGACGGCCAAAUCAUCUAAUGAAGCUACUGGUGUAAUCGUUUCUGAUAGUAUUGCUAAUGUUAGUGAUGUUGCGAUUGUUGACCUGCCAAACAAGAGUUGUUUGAAUCGUACAGUUCAGCGUCAAAGAGCUAAAAAUAAUCCUCAGCUAACUAAUCCAGUUGAUCGCGUUGAUCUUGUCAUACCACAUCAUUUUUCUACAACACAAAACGGUGAGAAAUUUUUACUCCACGAUAGUGGUGGUAAGAAUCGAUAUUUACUGUUUUCAACUCAAGCGAACUUGAGAUUUCUAUCUAAUUGCAAAGUAUGGAUGGUUGAUGGAACCUUUAAAUGCGUACCAGCUACAUUUUUGCAAUUAUAUACGAUUCAUGGGAUGCGUAACGGUAAAGUUUUACCUCUCGCAUAUAUUUUGGCGCCAAAUAAAACAGCUCGCUUAUAUACGGAAGUUCUAAAGAAAUUAAUAGAAUUAAAACCUGAUCUGAAACCAAAAACGAUGAUUGUUGAUUAUGAGAAAUCAUUUAUCAAUGGAUUAAAGGCGUGCUUUCCAACUACCAAAAUCCGAGGUUGCCAUUUUCACUAUGGCCAAUGUAUUUAUCGUCACGUACAGUAA
Molecule: messenger RNA, 615 nt
Organism: Microplitis mediator
Lineage: Eukaryota; Metazoa; Arthropoda; Insecta; Hymenoptera; Braconidae
Exons: 1
Coding region: 1-615 (204 amino acids)
Source: RefSeq, a predicted model, not a curated record